CGCCUUCUUCGAAGCCGUCCACCCCCGUCGUCUUCCCGAGAAGAAAGCGCUCUGCCAAUAUGCGUGUCGCUCAAUUCGCUUUGUUCGCUGCCACCUUGGCCUGCAGUCUCCCCUUCGCUCUUACAGCUCCUCUCACGUCCCCUCCCCGAUCCUUCUUCACCAGAAGCUGCAACGCCACAUGCGGGCUUGACCUCUCUCAUCAACUCGUGGAUCAACCUACGGCUCUGGACCGCUUUAAGCUCUUGAACACGUCAAGCAAUAACUUUGUCUUCAAUUUCUUUGACAACGCGAAUGUGCCCGAGGGACCGGACGGUAAGGUAGUCCUUGCUACAGCCGGCAACUUCCCGAGUGCGAUUGGAAACGGUGUGGCUAUGGGCGUCGGCUUCAUGGGACCGUGCGGCCUGAACGUUCCUCAUCUCCAUCCAAGGGCCGGUGAGCUCCUCUACGUCUCUAAGGGCGACUUGGUGUUCGGCACCAUCCAAGAGAACGGUGCUAGCUUUGUGACCGGUGUGCUGAAGACCGGAGAAGCGACAAUUUUCCCUCAGGGUUCCAUUCAUUUCCAGCAGAAUCUUGACUGUAACCCCGCCCAAUUCAUCGCUGCCUUUGGCUCUGAAGAUCCCGGGCGUCUCGACAUCGCUCCUGCGUUCUUCCAAGACCUCCCUGCAACGAUUGUAAACGCGACGCUCGGGGGCAUCGGGGUCAAAGAGGUAGAGGAUAUCGCUGCUAAGAUUCCUCUCAACGUCGCCUUUGGGACGCAGGCAUGCCUAGAUCGCUGCGGUAUCAGCCGGCCUGGCCAGUGGACUGCCGCAGCCAUUGAAGAGGCUAAGCGGCAAUUCAACCAGUUCAUGAGCCAGGGCCCAUACGCCCCCGUUGAUUUCACGGGCUUACCUUCGCCUUGAAACCCUAGCACGUCCGCUGGAUGUCAGAUGCAGGACUAUUUGGUUUGUAUUAUAUGAACUAGCAUAACUGCCGCGCCCUGCACUGUCAUAGUAUUUAUGCAUACUCCGAGUCGUUCCAAUCGUAAUGUUUCCGCCUCGUAGUGUAUACGGCUACAACGAGUGCAUAUCACGGCUUAUUCUGCAUGGAAUACACAAAUUUUAUACC
This is a messenger RNA of Punctularia strigosozonata HHB-11173 SS5, 1104 nucleotides long. RefSeq names its product RmlC-like cupin. The transcript has 9 exons. Gene Ontology annotation, cellular component: cell wall. The record is from RefSeq and is a predicted model, not a curated record. Gene Ontology annotation, molecular function: manganese ion binding. NCBI's taxonomy places the organism in Eukaryota, Fungi, Basidiomycota, Agaricomycetes, Corticiales, Punctulariaceae. The coding region runs from base 60 to 899 and encodes 279 amino acids.